CUUCACUUCUCUUUUCCCCCUCAGAGAAUCUCUCUCUCCAUGGCUUCCGUCUGCGAGGUUUCCCAUCUUCACAGACAGCCGGAGCAGUUCCAAGGCACUUGAUACCUGCAUCAAGGUCCACGCCACAAUAUCCCACAAUGUCUUCAGCUAAUUACAUGUCUCCCACUUCCUCGACAACAACGCCAACAUGGCAUCAGUUCGAGCGGAAGGUCGAUGAGGUCAAGCCCUCCAAAACUGAUAUCAACUAUCUAGUGAUGGAUUACCUCAUUACCAAUGGCUACCCAGCUGCUGCAAAGAAAUUUGCGGUUGAGGCCAACAUACAACCCAGGGCGGACAUUGAGUCCAUCCAGGAAAGAGUAGAGAUUCGCACUGCGAUUCAUUCUGGCAACAUUCAAGCUGCAAUCGAGAAGAUCAAUGAUCUCAACCCACAGAUUUUGGAUGAAAAUCCAUCUCUGCAUUUCGCAUUGCUUCGCUUGCAGCUUGUGGAAUUGAUACGCACGUGCAUGUCAACACCCAAUGGUGACAUCAGUCCUGCCCUCGAGUUUGCGACCUCACAGCUCGCUCCGCGGGCACCCACCAACCCUCAGUUUCUCGAGGACCUUGAGCGCACCCUUGCUCUUUUGAUCUUCCCUACUGAGAACCUGGCGCCAUCCCUUGCGCCAUUGUUGCAUCCUGACCUACGUAAAGAUAUUGCUACCAGGGUAAAUGAAGCCAUCCUGCAAAGCCAGGGUGCCCGUAAAGAAGCUCGGUUACGCAAUUUGGUGAAAUUACGCGCCUGGGCGGAGCAGAAGGCCCGAGAAGCCAAGAAGGAUCUUCCUGAGAAGCUCGACCUCGGACUCUAUGAUGGCAACAACGUAAAGAACGCUCAGAACGCCAGUCAGAAUGGUGCUUCGAAUGAUACUGUAAUGACCAACAACGGAGAUGUUGACCCGAUGAUUUCAUGAUCAGCGGUCUUGCAUUACUUUGCUUGAUGCCCUUUGCCGCUUUUCCAGUUUAGCGAGGAGUUCGGGCUUGACUUUUUCAUCUGUGGACGCUGAGCGCUCAACCAUAGUACUUUCCUCAUAAGCGAGGCAAUUGAAUACAAUUGAAGAAUCAAACAUUGAUUUGUCG
Aspergillus novofumigatus IBT 16806 is the source of this 1110-nucleotide messenger RNA. RefSeq lists its product as uncharacterized. Gene Ontology annotation, cellular component: cytoplasm; nucleus. Bases 138 to 944 code for a protein of 268 amino acids. The record is from RefSeq and is a predicted model, not a curated record. Gene Ontology annotation, molecular function: protein binding. Lineage: Eukaryota; Fungi; Ascomycota; Eurotiomycetes; Eurotiales; Aspergillaceae. Gene Ontology annotation, biological process: proteasome-mediated ubiquitin-dependent protein catabolic process. The transcript is spliced from 4 exons.